UUUUUCUAAUUAUAAAAUGUAAUCAUUUUUUUAAUUUUUUCUUUCUUCCUUUCCUGUUUCAAGUUAUUUAAAUAUAGAUUCUUCAUUAAAACUAUCUAGAUUAUUAUUAUUUGCAUGUUCAAUUUCUUCUUUAAACUUGAGUUUUUCUUCAUAUUUUUUUAUUAUUUGUUCUACUUUUUUUCCAAAUUUUCUUCUUAUUUGAGACAUUCAAAUUUAUUUAGUAUUUAUAAACAAAAAUCAAUAGAAUUUUAUUUUUAGUUUAAAUUUUCUUCCAAUUAAUUAAUUUUCUUUGAUAAUUUGGCAUUAUUUUGUUCUAAUUCUUUCGUUUUUUUCGUAUUUUUAUUUAAGUCUUCUAAUAAAUGUUAUAAUUAGUCGUUUUAACCUUCAAUUAUUUUAUUUUUUUCCAUUAUUUCAGCCAUUUUUUACAUUAGUUAUUCUUCUAAUUAGUCUAUUUUUUCAUUUAAAUUAUUUUCAUUCUCAUUUUAAUUAUCUUCUUCGAACUCAUCAAAAUUUAUAUUUAAGUCUUUAUUUUAAUUUUAUUUAAUGUCUUAAUUUUAUCUUAUGGUUAAAAUUUCACUAUUGUUUAUAUUUUAAUUUAAUGUUUAACUUUAUCUUUGA
Messenger RNA from Ichthyophthirius multifiliis, 618 nucleotides. RefSeq lists its product as hypothetical. NCBI's taxonomy places the organism in Eukaryota, Ciliophora, Oligohymenophorea, Hymenostomatida. The annotation marks the transcript as partial. The transcript has a single exon. The record is from RefSeq and is a predicted model, not a curated record.